Molecule: messenger RNA, 531 nt
Organism: Serendipita indica DSM 11827
Lineage: Eukaryota; Fungi; Basidiomycota; Agaricomycetes; Sebacinales; Serendipitaceae
Source: the annotation of a GenBank genome assembly
AUGCCAACGCGAAAGGAGAUAAAAGGAGCAGUCACCUAUACCAACGGCGCCGCGGGAUCCUACGGCGUGGUGUGGUCGGGUAACGCCGGCAAUUGGGUCGGUGGCAAGGGUUGGAAUCCCGGUUCUACGAGGAAUAUCCAGUACACCGCCGACUAUCGUCCCAAUGGGAACAGCUACCUGUCCGUGUACGGCUGGACGACCAGUCCUCUCAUCGAGUACUACAUCUUUGAGAGCUACGGAACGUACAAUUCCUCUGCUGGUGCAACCAAGAAGGGAACGGUCUACUCGGACGGCGCGACGUAUGACAUUUUGACCGCGACGCGCUACAACGCACCGUCGAUCCAGGGGACCAAGACAUUUACCCAAUUUUGGAGCGUCCGCCAAAGCAAGCGUACGAGUGGGACGGUAACGACUGCCAACCAUUUCAACGCAUGGAAGAACUUGGGUAUGAACCUCGGCACGCACAACUAUCAAAUUAUUGCAACGGAAGGAUACCAGAGCAGCGGAAGCGCGACAGUUACUGUCAAGUAA